Sporothrix brasiliensis 5110 is the source of this 795-nucleotide messenger RNA. RefSeq lists its product as uncharacterized. Lineage: Eukaryota; Fungi; Ascomycota; Sordariomycetes; Ophiostomatales; Ophiostomataceae. The record is from RefSeq and is a predicted model, not a curated record. The transcript has a single exon. The coding region runs from base 1 to 795 and encodes 264 amino acids.
AUGGCCGCUGCAAACAUCAGGCUGUUUGGAAACAAGGUCAGCUUUUCUGUCAAGGAAAGCCGCACACAUCAAGUUCUCGGUCCUUGUGAGCAGAGCCUCUUUUGGGACCUGCAAACAAGACAACCGGCCGAGCUGGAGGACGACUGCCGUCAGAUGCUCGACCGCGGCAGUCUCUUCUACCAAACCGUCAAAGACAAGUUGGCACACCUGGCACAGGUGUGGGACGCCGCCAUCGAUAUGAAAGACAUCUACGACGAGACGGCGGGGGUGUAUCCGCAGGACGAAGAGUUUAUGAGGGGAUUUCUUUUUUGCGUCAUGGUCUUACCGGACCGAGCAAACUGGGGCCACGAAGGGUCGGAAAUUUACCAGUACCAGAGAAGUAUUGCUUCCCAGGGCACUCUCCCUCGCUCCAUCCUCGACGAGCAUCUGCUCCCUCCGCUCCCUGGCCUUAGAGCGAGCCAGCAUCCCGUGGCCCAUGCCCUAGAGAGCCAAGACAGCGACGUCGAGUCUUUUGCCCUUACACCUGUCGAUCCGGACUGCGUUGUUGUGAAGGAGGAACCCCAGCAGGUUGACACCGGCCACUUCGACGCUGCCUACUACUCUGAACGUGAGACAGCAACCACAGAAGAGAGAUCGCUGGGUACGCUGCUUGCGACGAACUGCGUCAGGCUCGACAUUCCUGUUGACCCUCCUCGUACCCAGUACGAAUUGAGCCCGGAGGCUUACAAGAAGAAGCGAGCACACCGCUGCGCCGGGAUGGAGGAGCCCAAGGCAAAGGUGGCGAAGAGGUCGUGA